CGAAGUAAUUUGGUCGAUAGACUUUUUAUGGUUUUUCCAGAUUGAUGACUCUUUGCUAUCUGCGAAUACCUUGCAACAGUUGAGAACCGCACUCCCUCCAUUAGAUGUAAUCAAAAAACUUUCUGAAGUGGAACCAUCUAUGUUGGAAGAAAUGCCUGAGGGGGAACAGGUAGAAAUCUUUAGCAGUUGGUCCUGCUGCGGAGUACAUGGAAGACCAUUUGCUCCAUUUGCUUCUAUUAAUUUUAAUGUGCUUAGUUCUUGGCAUCGCUUGCAUCCAUCAAAGCGCUUCCAUUACGGCUUGACCUCAUCAUUUUCAAACUUCGCUUCCAAGAGCUCUUAAAU
Molecule: messenger RNA, 342 nt
Organism: Strongylus vulgaris
Lineage: Eukaryota; Metazoa; Nematoda; Chromadorea; Rhabditida; Strongylidae
Source: the annotation of a GenBank genome assembly